AAAAAGUCAAAUGCAAUCAAGGAAUGCAAAGGAUGCCUUAGUUUUCUGCUUGUUGGCAGGAACUAAUAAUAAACAUAUUAAAAAAACAUAAUUUUUUUUUAAAAUCCUGGACUUCGACCAGACCUGUGACAUGGAGCUGAGAGCCCACUUGUAGAUGAUAGAUACAUAGUGCGGGCAUAGGAGCAAUCUGCUGCUUCCGUAGCCAGUGCCCAUUAAAUGACACAUAUUUAUGGAGCGAUCCUUAUAAAUCCCUGAUGCAUGUUGCAGUAAGUAUAUAAAUUCAAAUUUAUAUUUGACUUUCCCAGUGUUGGCUGCAAUGGUGGACGUAUCUGGAAAGGUUGCUCGACGCAGGCUUGGCACACAAGGCUUGGAGGUUUCAGCAUUAGGUCUUGGAUGUUCAGGACUUUCAGGAGCAUAUGGUUCAUAUUCUUCUGAGGAAGACACAAUCAAUUUAUUUCAGCAUGCGUUCAACAGCGGGAUCACAUUCUUCGACACUUCCGAUUUCUAUGGUCAUUUUGCCAAUGAAAUAUUGAUUGGAAAGGUCUUGAAAUACUUACCUAGGGACAGAAUUCAACUAGCAACAAAGUUUGGAGCUGUGAUAAAGGAUGAUUUGAGUGUUGAAGUUGUUGGUACUGCAGAACAUGUACGGAAGGCUUGUGAAGCUAGCCUCCAACGCCUAGAUGUUGAAUACAUUGAUUUGUACUAUCAGCAUCGUGUAGACCAAAAAGUUCCGAUCGAAGAAACGGUAGGGGAAAUGAAGAAGCUUGUGGAGGAAGGAAAAAUUAAGCACAUUGGACUUUGUGAGGCAAGCGUGGAUACUCUAAAGAGAGCUUAUGCUGUACAUCCUAUCACUGCAGUACAAUAUGAGUGGUCUUUAUGGUCUCGGGAUAUUGAAAAUGAAAUAAUUCCAACAUGCAGGGAGCUUGGCAUUGGGAUAGUUCCUUACAGCCCGCUAGGUCGUGGAUUUUUCUCUGGAAAAGCAUUGAAGGAAAUAAACUACGAGAAUACACGAUGGAGUAAUCAUCCAAGGUUCCAACCUGAAAAUUUGGCAAAAAACAAAGUUCUAUUUGAUCGUAUUUCAUGUCUUGCGGAAAAGCAUAAAUGCACACCAGCACAGCUAGCAUUGGCAUGGAUUCUUCAUCAAGGGGAUGAUGUAGUUCCAAUUCCAGGAACAACCAAAAUUAAGAAUCUAGAAGGCAAUAUUCAGGCGUUGAAUCUGAAGUUUUCAACCCAAGUUCUUGAAGAGAUUGCUGCUGCAGUUCCUGCAAAUGAAAUUGCAGGUUCAAGAUCCACUCCAAGGGAAUAUUAUGCUCAAUGGAAUUUUGCUAAUACCCCCCCUUUAGGGAAAAUGUAGUCAUACCCUCAAGCUACAGCACUUUGAUCAUGAGUUGAAUAAAAGCAAUUCUAGGCAAAGUUAGUGAAUGGUUACAUGGUUCAUGUGUUUGGGCUGUGUUAGGAGGUUCUUGGUCAACCAAAUAAUCUUAUAUUUCUUGGAGAAAGGACAUGGUAGUGAAGCAACCUAAGUUUACCGUCUAAUGAGUAUAUAAAUGACAGAUGGCGACUUUAAAGAUUAUCUUAUGAUUAAACUGACAAUUUGACAUCUUGAAUCAAUUCAUUUUUAAAUAUUUUAAAUAUUCGAAAAAUUAA
Messenger RNA from Cryptomeria japonica (Japanese cedar), 1647 nucleotides. RefSeq names its product probable aldo-keto reductase 1. NCBI's taxonomy places the organism in Eukaryota, Viridiplantae, Streptophyta, Pinopsida, Cupressales, Cupressaceae. The transcript has 7 exons. The record is from RefSeq and is a predicted model, not a curated record. The coding region runs from base 317 to 1354 and encodes 345 amino acids. Gene Ontology annotation, cellular component: cytoplasm.